This is a messenger RNA of Branchiostoma floridae (Florida lancelet), 4307 nucleotides long. Its product is annotated as leucine-rich repeat-containing protein 74B-like. Lineage: Eukaryota; Metazoa; Chordata; Leptocardii; Amphioxiformes; Branchiostomatidae. The record is from RefSeq and is a predicted model, not a curated record. Gene Ontology annotation, molecular function: protein binding; calcium ion binding. The transcript has 16 exons. The coding region runs from base 128 to 1795 and encodes 555 amino acids.
AUGAGGCGCCAUGACAACCUCACGCUGAAAGUUUUGAGCUGUUUGCUUCUUGAAGAGAGUCGAGAUUGAAACGUCAAAAAAACAUGCCGAAUUCUGAACCCUAGCGAAGAUCUUAGACCAAAAAAUCAUGGCUGACGUCGAAAAGGAGAACUUGAAGAACCUGGAAGAGAAGCAGAAGUCGCGUCCCGGCACGGGAAGCCAGGGGAAAGUCAGUAAACCUCCGUCGGCGGGGAGUGGGCCUGCCUCCCGACCACAUAGUCGCACCAGUCCGGCACCUUCCCGCAAGAGCGUCAGUCGGAAUGGCAGUGCACGAUCGUCCGCAAAAGGACGGCCCGGCAGUAAGAUCUCCAACAUGUCCGGUGAUGUCAGCGACCAGAGCGACAACGAAGACACGCAGUCCAAAACGACGAUGGGGGAGGGGGACGGGGAGGGUAGCGAUGGCUACGACACAGACCUCGAGAUAGAAGAUAAGAGAAUAGAGUAUGACUCCACCGGUAGGACGACGUACAAGGAGGCGUGUAAGCAGAUAGGCGUGGUCCCGGUGUCGUAUUUCCUCAGACACAUGCAGGAUUCGGAGCUGGUCAUGAUGCAUCAUGGUCUGGGACCGCUGGGGGCGAAGGCUAUAGCGACAUCGCUGGUGACCAACACAACCAUUCUAAAGCUGAACCUGAGAGACAACUGGUUAGAGGCACAGGGAGGGAAGUACAUUGCUGAGAUGCUGGUUGAGAACUGCUACAUACAUGAUCUGGAUCUGUCCUACAACAAGAUUGGAAACGAGGGAUCGGAGCCGAUAGCAGAGAUGCUCCAGGACAACUCCACCCUAGAGAGAGUUGUCUUGUCGGGAAACGGAUUUGGAGACAAGGCUGCAGAGGCAAUGGCUGAGGCCAUCAUGAGUAACCAGAAGAUGGAGGAGAUGGACCUGAGCCAUAAUGAGUUUGGUGAGGUGUCGGGGGAGUUGUUGGGGCCUGCCAUCGCUGAGAACAGCCAGAUGAAGGUGCUGGACCUCAGCUGGAACCACCUGCGCAGGAAAGGUGCCCUGGCUGUUGCAGAGGGCAUCAGGGACAACAUCACCAUAACACACCUAGACCUGUCCUGGAAUGGGUUUGGUGAUGACGGGGCACAGGCCAUCGGAGAAGCCCUCAAGUCCAACAAGACACUGGAGGUUCUGGACAUGAGUAAUAACAGAAUCUCUACAGAGGGUGCUGUCCUGCUAGCCAAGGGGCUGAUUGAGAAUGAUGCACUCAGAGUGCUGAAGAUGGGGAAGAAUCCAAUGCAGUCGGCAGGUUGUUAUGGAGUUCUGAAGGGGAUUUCCCAGAAUCCCAACUCUGCCGUCCAGGAGCUGGACUUCUCUGACAUCUUGGUGAAUGACGACUUUGAUGAACUGUUGAAGCAGGUGAAGGAGAUGUUGCCUGCUCUUCUUACCAAAACAGCGGAACGGGUCCAUGGCAGGGGUGGUGCUGCGAAGGACUUUAAGAAGGCGAAGCCGCGUGCAGACCCGAUGACAAAGCUGAAACAGUAUGUGGAGAAGAACAACCUCCGUCUGGUCGACCUCUUCAACCAGUUCGACAAGGACAAGAGCAUGAGCGUCACCAGGGAGGAGUUUGCCCAGGGGGUGGAGGCCACUGGGAUCGACCUGACACCUGAUGAGUUGAAACGACUGCUGGACACUCUGGACAAGGAUGGGGACGGGGAGAUUGAAUACGGUGGUGUUGGAGAGCUGGUGUUCGGAGCGCAGGCCCAUCAGGAGCAGGAGCGCAAGAUGGCCAAGGCGCGUUCUCCCUUGCCCAGCCGAUAGGAAUUGUUUGCGGAACAGACGAGCAGCUGCAUGCGCGUUGGAAAAUUGUCGGAAACGCGCCGGAGUACGGAUUGGCUACAUAUUGCUGGGUUCACACUUUUUAACAUGCUUUCAUCAUCUGUCAUAUUGUUUAGAAUAUGCUUUAAAGAGUGUACAAGAAAGCAAAACCAGGAAAAGACAAAAUUCUUUCAACAAAUCUCAUGUAGUUCAUUUAAAAUUGUUUUUUAAUAUUUAGUUUCAUUGCUUUCUGCCAAUAGUGUUACUUUUAGCUUAUAAGUUUGUUUCAAUUUGAAUACACCCAAAAACAUUUAGCUUGUUAAGUAGAUUUUCUGAUCCAAAAAGAAGAUGUGCAUUCAUUGUUCUUAGGCUAUUUACAAUUUUCAUCUUGCCUGAAGUUUUGUUUAAAAAAUGAAGCCAAAUGCAUCUGAAAGUUAAAUAAGAAUAAAAUUUCUGACAACAUUACAAAUUUUUAUAGUGCAAAUAUGUUAUGUCCAGUAAUGUUUUUUAGGCAGCGAUAUCUGUUUGCGUGUGAACCCAGGUAUAUGUAUACUGCACACAGUGCUCACAUAUGGAACCAAAAUGCUGCUGCAAACAUUGUCAAGAAAGGACGUAUUUCCCCCGUACCCCUGAAGCAUCCUGCAUGCGCAAGGGUUAGGUUUGCUAUCAUGGUAAUUGGCAAUGGUGCAAUGGUGACGGUCUCACUUAGUUUUAUUUUCUCAAAGAUGAGACAGGAAUUGAUACAUUUCAGAAAAAAAUGAAGCAGCAAAAGAGUCAAGCUUGAAGACAACACAAAUGAAGAUUCCAGCACUUUUCUUUUUUGCAGAACCACGUUUUUCUCCAAUAUUCAGAUGCAUGUACAUUUUUGUAUAGAACCAUACUAUCAGAUAUGUUCUGCAAUGCAUUUCAAAUUUUUGCAACAUUGGCAGCUUUUUUGCCAAAUUCAAUAAAAGUCUUCCUAUGAAAGGAUUUCACAGGCAAAUGAAGAACGAAAGGGGUGACUGUCAGAAUUGGUUUUGGAGGAAACCAAUUUGCACCACAAAGGGUAUGGCAAAUUUUAGCUACAAAUUUGAAUUGAAAGAAAAAUGUUGUAACUUAGCCUACAUUGCAUACUAUGUUACAUGUAGUCUCUUGCUGUUGCUUAGGGCUUAUUGGGUCUCCUCCCUACGUUUCUUUGGGCCUGACCAGUGGAAAGGCCACUAAAAGCAUUAUUUAGUCUUAGAAGCUACCAACCCCUUCCUUUCUCAUCAGCCUUUUAAUUUUGAUUUAAUGCUGAUGCUUCGGUAGUAUAUAUGCAGUCCUAUCCUCAUGCGUGUAUAAGUCAUGUAACGUACAAUAUUAUACAUUCAAGUUUUGGUGUAAACGGAAGCCUGCAAUAGUAUGAAAAAUGCAAUAGCAUCUAGGAGGCUUGCCAUGAACGUAACAGUUCUAGCAUUUAAUUUGUCUAAUUAAGACUUUUUGUAAAUAAUUGAAGCAGUGAAUGAUGUGUUUAUACCAGACUGAGUAUAUUUUGGGAGUGAAAUUUGUCUAGAUUUAAACCUUUGCUGGAAAGCCAUUUUGGUUGUUCCAAUUGUGGGAUGAUUUGGAUUUUUCAAAAUGAAAACUUAGGGUGAAAAAUUUCUAAUGGUGAACUGUGGUGAAGGGCAAAUGUAUAUAACGUUAGAUAUGUUGUUUUAUUUUACGGGCAGUUAUUAACAGGAGUGCCAAAGCAUUUGCACGAACUCUAUGAGAUUUGUACGAACAUUAUGUGAUAUGCACGAAUCACUGUGAAAACACACGAACCUUAUGAAAAUCACACGAAUCACUGUGCGAAAACGUACGAACCUUAUGUGAUUCGCACAAAUCACUAUGUGACACACACAAACCUUAUUUGAUUUGCACGAACCUUAUGAAAAACCGACCGACCACCGCAGGGUCACGUGAGAUUACGUCAUUCGCAUAAGGUUUGUGCAAAUCACAUAAGGUGCGUAUUUUUCGCAUAGUGAUUUGUGUGAUUUUCAUAAGGUGCGUAUGUUUUCGCGUAGUGAUUUGUGUGAUUUUCAUAAGGCUCGUGCGCUUUCGCACAGGGAUUCAUGCGUAUCACGUAAUGUAUGUACGAAUCUCACAGGGUUCGUGUAAAUGCUUCUAAUAGGCACCCCUUAUCAAGUGAGGGUUAUGUGGAAUAGAAAUGUUGCAUGACUGUUUUGUCAUCGCUGCUAGUUUAAAAGUAUCGAUUCUUCUGCUAUACUAAAAGUCACUGGAUGUAUAUAUAUAGGAUGUGAAUAUUGUAUUAGAGUUCUAAAGUUUGUGAUAGUUUUUUAUAGUCUAUGACAAUGUUUUAUGGUGAUUUUGGAAUCAUAACACAGACUUGUAUAUGGAAAUAUAGGUAUAGAGAAUAUACAUGCCGUGUGGGUAACUUGUAGUUUGAAUUGCCUUUGAACCACCUGAUGCACCUUUAAAUUCUCCCCUGGUUUGCUGUGAAACUGACUUUCUAAGACUUGUCUCUUUCUGAGUAAUAAAUUCCCAACAAGAGUAA